Messenger RNA from Chelonia mydas (Green sea turtle), 4490 nucleotides. It is a transcript of the gene PEX6, whose product is annotated as peroxisomal biogenesis factor 6. The coding region runs from base 16 to 2967 and encodes 983 amino acids. Gene Ontology annotation, molecular function: ATP binding; ATP hydrolysis activity. Gene Ontology annotation, biological process: protein import into peroxisome matrix. Lineage: Eukaryota; Metazoa; Chordata; Testudines; Cheloniidae. The transcript has 17 exons. Gene Ontology annotation, cellular component: peroxisomal membrane; cytosol. The record is from RefSeq and is a predicted model, not a curated record.
CUCUGGGCGGGCUCUAUGGCGCUGGCGGUGGUGCGGCCGCUGGAGGCCCUGCCCGCGGAGCUGCCCCCGGGCGUGGCGGUGCUGCUGGCCCCGGCCCCGCUGGCGGCGCGGCUGCGCGGGGCGGGCGGGCCGGCGCUGGUGCUGGCGGUGCGGCCCGCGGGCCGGCCCGGGGCCCAGCCGGCGCUGCUGAGCGCGGCGGUGGCGGCGGCGGGCGGGCCGGGCCGCGGGGCCGAGCUGUGGCUGCGCGGCGGCUGGCGGCGGCGGCUGGGGCUGGCGGCCGGGCGGCGGGUGGCGCUGUGGCCGGUGCGGCGGCCGCCGGCGCUGGGCUGGGCGCUGCUGGGCGCUGCGGGGCCGGGGGGCCCGGGGGGGCCGGGGCUGGCGCGGCGGGGCGAGGCGCUGCCGGGCGCGGGGCCGCUGGUGCUGGAGGCGCGGCCGGCGCUGCAGGGGCUGCUGGGCGCGGGGACGCGGCUGGCGCUGACCGAGCUGCGGCCGGAGCGCGGGGCCCCGGGGCCGGGGCCGGGGCCGGGGCCGGCGCCGCCGCUGGUGUCCCGGUUCGCGCGGGGGGCGGGGGCCCCGGCCCGGCUGCGGGCGCUGCGCGGGGACCCGGCGCCCUGGGGGCUAGCGGCCGGGGACGGGGCCGGGGCCGGGGCGGGCGCGGCGCUGUGGGUGACCCGGCGCUGCCUGCGCGGCCUCGGCCUCUUCCAGGGCGAGUGGGUGCGGCUGCGGCGGGAGGGCGAGGCCGGGCCCGGCGGGGCGCACCUGGCGGCCGUGCUGGCCCUGCAUCCCCGCUGGGACUUCCCGCAGGAGCCCCGGCAGCCCCCGGAGGGCACGGCCGUCCUCCCGGCCGCGCUGGCCUUCAACCUGGCCUGCGACCCGCUGGGCGGGAGCCACCUGCUCAUCCAGAGGUAUGGGGAAGCUUCUGGUAUGGAAGAGAGACAAGGAAGUCGUUCCUUGCUAUUCACACCACCCUUUGCGAAGGAACUGCACAUCGAGAUUGUCUCCUCACCAGUCUACAGUACCAGAGGAGUCUAUGACAGUAUUCUCCACCAACACUUCCAAACUCCCAGGUUGGUCCAGGAGGGUGAUAUCCUGUGUAUUCCAACAGCUGGACAUCCUGAGUUCUUGGAAGGAAAUUCAGAGAAAUUUCUUAGCUGGCCGGAGCUGUACUUCAAGGUGAAGACGAUUGUAGGAGUGGUGGAAGGAGAGCAGUCUGUGGGGUACCUGGCUGACAUCCAGAACACGUCUCUGUAUCUGAUGGGUUCAACAAACAGCGCUGUGCCAUCUUCCCCAAGCCGUGGUGGCCAUGGGUUUUGGAGCAGCCUGUCUCCUGCCGGGCUCUCUGAUGUGGUGAAGCAGCUCUGUGAUGCUCUCCGGCCUCAUCUGAACAGUAGGGGGACCGCGCUACGUGGAACAGGCAGCAUUCUACUGGCGGGACCCAGUGGUGGGGGGAAACUGACGGCAGUCAGAGCUGUAUGUAGCUGCCUCAAUCUCCACUUGUUCAAGGUGGAUUGCGUUAGUUUGUGUGGAGACACGAGUGGAGCUACAGAGAUGAAGCUGCAAUCUGCCUUUGCACGAGCUGAGCUCUUCCGGCCAUGUGUGCUCCUGCUGAAGGACAUCGAGCUGUUGGGACGAGACCGGGACGGGCUGGGAGAGGACUCCAGAGUCACUGCUACACUAAGGCAACUCCUCCUGGACCGAGAUGCUGGAUCUAGCGGUUACCCAGUCCUGGUGGUUGCCACCACAUGCAGGCCUCAGGACGUCCUGGCUGACGUGCAGACAGCUUUCCUCCACGAGGUGACAGUCCAAGCCCCGUCGGAAGAGCAGCGGAAGGCCAUUCUGAGCACGCUCACUGCCAGCCUUCCGUUGGGCAAGGAAGUGAGCUUGGCCAAACUAGCGCGGAGAAGUGCGGGGUUUGUGCUGGGAGAUUUCUGUGCUUUGCUGGCCCAAGGUGGCCAGGCAGCUUGCACCAGGAUCUUAACCUCAAGUUUCCCAGGGGGGCUGAGUGAGGACGAGGAAAGAGAUUUUUGUGCUGCUGGGUUCCCUGUUCUCGCGGAGGAUUUUAACGUUGCCUUGGAUCAGCUGCAUGAGGCUCAUUCGCAGGCAGUUGGAGCCCCAAAGAUCCCCACGGUCACCUGGCAGGACAUCGGCGGGCUCCAGGAGGUGAAGAAGGAGAUCCUGGACACCAUCCAGCUGCCUCUGGAGCACCCGGAGCUGCUGUCUGUGGGGCUGCGCCGCUCUGGCCUUCUGCUCUACGGGCCUCCUGGGACAGGAAAGACCUUGCUUGCCAAAGCUGUGGCCACUGAGUGCACCAUGACUUUCCUCAGUGUGAAAGGGCCGGAGCUCAUUAACAUGUACGUGGGGCAGAGUGAAGGGAAUGUGCGUGAAGUGUUUACCAGAGCCAGGGCAGCUGCCCCCUGCAUUAUCUUCUUCGAUGAACUGGAUUCCUUGGCACCCAACCGUGGACGGAGCGGAGACUCAGGUGGAGUUAUGGACAGAGUUGUCUCCCAGCUGCUAGCAGAGCUUGAUGGACUUCAUUCCACCAGAGACGUGUUUGUGAUCGGUGCCACCAACAGACCUGACCUCCUGGACCCAGCACUGCUCCGGCCUGGCAGGUUUGACAAGCUGGUCUACGUCGGCAUGAAUGAGGACCGUGAGUCUCAGCUGCGGGUGCUGAGCGCCAUCACCAGGAAGUUCAAACUGGACCCUUCAGUGAGCCUCAACAGUGUCCUGGAUCAGUGCCCUGCACAGCUGACGGGAGCAGAUCUGUAUGCGCUCUGUGCAGACGCCAUGAUGUGUGCCGUCAAACGGAAGGUGGAUUGGAUUGAGGAAGGCCUGGACACGGAGAGUUCAGCUCUAGUUCUGACCAUGGAGGAUUUUGAACAAGCUGCUGCAAGGCUGCAGCCAUCCGUUUCGGAGCAGGAGCUGCUCAAAUACAGAGUGAUCCAGCGGAAGUUUGCUGCCUGCUAGCCUGCAGUGGGAAGGGAAGGGAAGGCGCUCACGAAGCACUAAUACGGAGAAGUCCAAGAGGAUUUGGGACAGCCUUGUGGGCUGGUGACGUGGAGAGGCGGAGGUGUCAUCACCUGCUGGCUCCUGGCCAAGCCUGGCCCCCGUUCAUGGACGUGGCGUGGAUCUGAGGCUUUGGGCAGCACAGCUGGGGUUCAUGUUCCUCUUCUGUCCCAGGCCCCCUCCUCCAACCUCACGUCUUGGGUGCACCACAGCCUGGCCCUCACUCCCACAGCCACCAUCCCGCCUCCAUGACCUGGUGUGUGAGGAAGGGGCUUUAAGCUGAGUUGUGGAUCUCAAGGGAAAGGAGUGCGACCAAAGCCCCUGUGAGACCCUGCACUAGUCAUGGAUGUCCCAUGACCCUGUGCCUUCCACCUGGAGUAAGCAGAGAUCCUGGGCUUGGGGGUGGAUUGUCUCUUCCCCUCUCCCACAGCCUCCCUGGGAUGUGAGUGAAUUAGCAGACGCCGCCUUCUCAGGAUCAGUGUUGUGGUCAGUGCAGGAAAUGGCUUCCCUGCUGCUGGGCUGGGGGCUGCGUUCCAUGCUGUGGAUAAGCUCCAACUCAUGCCCUUCUAGGGCUCCUUCUCAUCUCUCCGAUGGGCUGCCAGGAAGCACAGCAGCUGCUUCUCCCGGGCUGUAUGCCAUGGUGCAGCAUGGCAGGGUCAGUCUCUGUGCGCUGGUGCUGACCUAAGAUCUGAGUUGGAGAGAAACUGGGCUUGGUCUGUUUCACUAAAUUAAAGGAGAGCUGCAGGAGCACCAAGGAAACAUGGAGCUGUAUCUCUCGGCAGUUGCCAUAGCUGGGGGGCUGCAGCAGGGCACUGUCCCAGCUCGGGUGGCAGGGGGUGUAGCGGGGGAGACUAUGAGAGCAAGACAGUUCUGGGAGGAGGUGAGGUAGGAAUGGGGGUUGGUGCAGAUUUGUAAGUGUCAGAAGUGCACUGUUUCAAGCAGAUAUGUCUGAUUCUCCAAAGCUAUCAUGGUGCUGUGCCAAGGAACGGGGCCAGGGUGGUUGUAGACAGCUGGGGGCUCUGGGAGUAGGUCUCGGACUUUUCUCCUGGCGAGAGGGGAAUUCACACCCACAACUCUUCUCCCUGGGUACAGGGCUAGCAUAAAACCUGGCACCACUGAAGGGUGGUCUCGUGGUGGCCCUUGGCAUGGAGGGGAAUCUCAUCCUGAAUGAGAGAGAACUUCCUGUGGUGGGAGGGUCUGCUGCUGCUUUCCCUCCUGGCAUAUGCACUACAGCUAGGGAUGGUGCUUCCGAUCACUCAGGCAGCCACCACCAAGACAGGAGGGGAGCCAAAGCGGCAGGGAGGAAGCAUGGGUCACCUGAGAAGUUUCUGAAUCCCCCUGGUCAGCUCCUAGCGCAUGGGUAGUACACAGGGAAGAGGCCUGGAGCACCUGAAUUGUGUGAGGAUGCGGCUGGCUGCAUGGGCAGGGGGCAGGGGUAUGUACUGUACAUAGGCUCUCUCAAUAAAGGGGGAGUUUCUGGUCUA